AUGCAUAAAACGGGGUGCCGACCAAAAAACUACUGCUGUGCUCUGAACGCUGACGGCACCCUCAAGGAUGCUUCUGAAAUUACCUUUUUUAAUGAUCCUGACGAUAAAGUACCAUUGCCCCAGGUCGCAUCUUCUGCCCAGCCAUCCUCUUCCACUACAUCCGCAAAGGACACCUUCUCCGUUCUGCUCAAGGCUGGAUGCACCCAUUAUCAAGCGCCUCCAGCCCCAGGACCACAUCCCAAGGAGCCAGAGGCCACGUCAUCAACAUGA
This is a messenger RNA of Suillus discolor, 270 nucleotides long. RefSeq lists its product as uncharacterized. The record is from RefSeq and is a predicted model, not a curated record. The coding region runs from base 1 to 270 and encodes 89 amino acids. The transcript has 2 exons. NCBI's taxonomy places the organism in Eukaryota, Fungi, Basidiomycota, Agaricomycetes, Boletales, Suillaceae.